Messenger RNA from Iphiclides podalirius (scarce swallowtail), 1767 nucleotides. NCBI's taxonomy places the organism in Eukaryota, Metazoa, Arthropoda, Insecta, Lepidoptera, Papilionidae. The record is from the annotation of a GenBank genome assembly.
AUGUUUGAAUUGGUUAAAAAUGUGUUGUUAUGUUUUGCAGUUGCUUUCAUUAACUCUCAAUUAUGCGCGAGCGAGCCUCUGCCGCCGCCCGCCCUGAUGCUGUACAGCCCCGGGGAGCCGGAGUACACGGACAUACUGGUGAAGCGCGUGCUGGACAACCUGACGCUGGUCUGCGAGCUUCGCGGAGACAGCGCGCCCAGGGUGUACGUGUGGAACUACGUGGGGAAUGGUACAGCGAACGAUAGACCGUUCACCGUGGAGCCAGUGGGCGCGAGCAACUCGAGCCAGCUGCUUCGCACCGGCCUCCAAGUCGGAGACAGCGGCCACUACAUGUGCUCGGCGCCACCCUUCAGCGUCACCAAAUACGUGCUGGUGCAGCCCAGGGGGCCGAAGGUGUGCGCCCGCGGCGCGUUCGCGUGCGAGUCGCGGUGCGUGCUCGCCAGCUACGUGUGCGACGGGCGGCGCGACUGCCUGCGCGCCGAGGACGAGGCGCCGGCCCUCUGCUCGCCGGCGCCCUGCGCCCGCGGCGACAAGCUGAACUGCUCGUCGGGCCGCUGCAUCUCGGAGGCGGCCUGCUGCCGCGGCAACGAGCCGCUCUGCCGCCAGCCCGACUGCUGCGACGAGCACCCGCGCUUCUCGCGCCUCCACGGCUACGUAGAGAUGGAGUAUCCGCCCCUGUUCGAAGACCGGCGUGCGCCCGACGACUUCAGCUUCAUCCAGUCCACUAUCUACACUGUCACCGCGUGCGCCCUGAUCUUCAUGAUAGCGGUGGUACUGCUGGUCUCCGCCAUCUGCAAGAUGCACAUGAAGCGGGCGGCGCUGCGCAGCUACGCCCACGCCGAGCGCGCCACCGCCCACCACUACAGCCUGCACUACGCGCAGACGGCUCGCUUCCCGCCGUGCUACGAGGCGUCCCGCCUGCUGGAGCGAGCGCGCGACUCUCCCCCGAGCCCCGCGCCCCCCGCAAGCCCCGCCCACCGCGCUAGCCCCGCCCACCGCGCUAGCCCCGCCCACUGCGCCAGCCCCGCCCACCAAGCGAACGAUGCCCAGGACUCUGGUGCGGCGUGUGUUGGUGAGGAGUGCUCUGACUUGUCCGCCCCUCAGCAGCAGGACGGCAUGCCCAACGUGGGCUUCGGCCUAGCCCGCCUCUCCGCCAUUUUCUCGUCGCGAUACAGACAGGUACCGACGCAGUGCUGCGACGUCGAGAUGACGGAGGUGCGCUCCGCGUCCCUCCACGGCUCCCCGGGGGCGGCGGGGCGCGGGGGCGCGGCGCGGCUCACGCUGCAGCUGGGCAGGUUCCAGCUGACGCUGCCGCGCCUGGGGCGGCCGCGGCCCCCCACGCCCGACGUGCUGGAGCCGGCAGACGCCCUCGGCCGCCUGGACCUGGUGCGCCUCCACGCCGGCGAGACGUACACGCUGAACGGGCGCACCAUCCGGCUGCUGGGCGCCGACUUCGAGGACUACCCGUGCCCGCCGCCGUACGCGGAGGCGGUGCGCUGCAAGCGCUACGGGCCCCCGCCCCAGUACCUCAGCCGAGAGGCGCUGCGCCCCGCCGCCGCCCCCGCCCCCGCCCCCGGCGGCGACGAGGACGAGGACGCCGCCGCCAACGUGGAGAUGCCGCCGCGCUACGAUGAGCUCGCCGCCGCUACGGCUCUAGACGCCAACGCCAACCCUCGCCAUGACAGCGGCCAGAGUCUGGCCUCCGUGCUGGACAGCCUGCCCGCGAUCGACGGCGACCCCAACGCCAACGACGCCCCGCUUGAAGAC